UUGACCUCUUUCUUUUUUCCACACAGCAGGCCAUUUGGCACCUGCAACAACAGUGCGAUGGCCAGUGGAGAGGAUGUGAUUGAGCCAGUGGCUGUGAGUUCUGCAGCCCAUAACCUGGACAGAAGGCGAUUCUCCCAUGACGUCCACCAUUUGAGUCCAGAUGAGUUGGAUGGCCUCGUUUCAAACAGUGAUGGGCGUUCUUUUCAAAUUGUUCAUCACCUCCCUGAAAUUAAACAUGAACAGUACUUAAUGCCCAACAGUCCUAUCACAUGCAGAGUGGAUAACACAGAGAGAUACACUACUCGCUCAAAGGUCAAUGUAGGAACCCUGUACACAGUGUAUCUAACACACGGCCCUUUCCACUGGGUAGUGAAGAGGAAGUACAAGCACUUUCAGGAGCUGCAUCGAGACCUUCACAAGCACAAGAUUUUGCGCCACUUGAACCUCCGGGGAAGGUCAAAAUACCUUGAGGAGUACCUGAAUGGCAUACUGGAAAAUAAAUUCUGUAAGAAUGACCAUAGCAUGCUGGAAUUUCUUUCUGUUAGUGCUCUCUCCUUUGUCACUGAUCUGGGACCCAAGGGCUUGGAGGGACCCAUUAUCAAGAGGUCAGGAGGUCACCGGAUCCAAGGUCUGAACUGCAUUGGUCAUCACCAAUUUUGUUUCCGCUGGUCGCACCGCUGGCUGGUGGUGAAAGACUCCUUCCUGAUGUAUAUGAACCGUCGGAGCGCCAACAUCAACUUUGUGCUGCUAUUCGACCCGGAGUUCAAAGUCCAAGUGGGCCACGCCUACACAGACACAAAACAUGGACUCUGCAUUGAGAAUUUUACCCGGAACUUAAUAAUCAAAUGCAGAAGUUAUAGACAAACUCAAUGGUGGACUCAUGAAAUCAACGGGCUGGCUGACCGCUGUGACUUCCUGAAGUUGCAUCGCUUUGAGGGAUUUGCUCCACCACGAGAGGCCUCUCUCACUAAAUGGUAUGUGAAUGGAAGUGGCUACUUUGCAGACCUUGCUGAUGCUCUUGAGAAGGCCAAGGAGGAAAUCUUCAUUACCGAUUGGUGGCUUAGCCCUGAAGUGUUUCUAAAGAGGCCAGCAACUGAUACUCACUGGCGUCUGGAUGAGAUACUUAAACGGAAAGCAGAAGAAGGAGUCAAAGUGUGUGUCCUUCUGUACAAAGAAGUAGAGGUGGCCCUUGGCAUUAAUAGUGACUACAGCAAGAGGACCCUUAUGAAUAAGAAUCCGAACAUCAAGGUAAUGCGACAUCCUGACCAUUUGUCGUCUGUGGUGUUCUUUUGGGCUCACCAUGAAAAGAUGGUGGCGAUUGAUCAGACUGUAGCCUUCGUAGGGGGCAUUGACCUGGCUUUCGGAAGGUGGGAUGACAGUCAGUACCGACUGACAGAUUUGGGUUUGACUGAAACAUCAAAUGGUGCAACAGAGGAACAGCCCUCGGCAGAAGUGACAGAUAAUGGUGUGGCUGAUGGCCAAAAAACAGAUGACCCAGCACAACAGGCCCCAGACAAUCUGACUGGUAACACGAAGCUAUGGCUGGGCAAAGACUACAGUAACUUCAUCGCAAAAGACUGGGUUCAGCUGGACAGGCCGUUCGAAGAUAACAUCGACCGCACGAAAGUGCCUCGCAUGCCCUGGCGUGAUCUGUCUGCGGCUAUUCACGGCAGAGCUGCCAGAGAUGUAGCCCGCCACUUCAUCCAGCGCUGGAACUUCACCAAGAUCUUCAAAAUCAAGUACAAGGAUGAUUUCUACCCCUACCUUCUUCCCAAGUCUCACUCGACUGCAGACUCUCUGUCAUUCACGGUGCCUGGCUCUAGGAAAGCCAAAGUUCAGGUGUUGCGCUCUGCCGAUCGUUGGUCGACAGGGACCUGUGAGAGCUCCAUCCUCAAAGCCUACGUGACCACCAUUGAGAACAGCGAACACUACAUAUACAUCGAGAACCAGUUCUUCAUCAGCUGUGCCGACGGGAAGUCCAUCCACAACGGGAUUGGUGAUGCAAUUGUGAAUCGAAUCCUGCGUGCUCACAGAGAACAGAAGAAAUACAGAGUGUUUGUGGUGAUCCCUCUGCUUCCUGGUUUCGAGGGAGACAUUAGCACAGGAGGGGGAAAUGCCAUCCAAGCUAUUCUGCACUUCACCUAUAGGACAAUGUGCCGUGGGGAGCACUCCAUUUUGUCAAGACUUAGUGAGGUAAAGGACCAGUGGCCGGAGUACAUCACCUUCUGUGGCCUCAGAACACAUUCCCAGCUCUGCCAGUCGCUUGUCACAGAGCUCAUCUAUGUUCACAGCAAAACUCUCAUCGCUGAUGACCGCUGUUAUAUCAUUGGAUCAGCCAACAUCAAUGACCGCAGCAUGCUGGGCUCUAGAGAUAGUGAGCUGGCAGUGUUUGUGGAAGAUGAGGAGAGGGUCCCAUCCAUCAUGGGAGGAGAGGAGUACCAAGCAGGACCACUCACACUUGCUCUGCGUAAAGAGUGUUUCAGUGUUCUGGUUGGAGCAGCUUCAGAUCCCAGCAUUGUCAUAGAUGAUCCGAUUUGUGAUGAAUUCUUCUUCAUGGUGUGGAAUGAAAGAGCUAAACAGAACGCCAACAUCUACGACAAGAUAUUCAAAUGCCUGCCGUGCAACACUGUUCGCAACAUGCAGGAGCUGAGGCAGUACUCCGUCCAGGAACGCCUCUGUGAGACAGAUCCUGAGCAAGCAGCAGAGGAGCUGAAGGCCGUCCGGGGCCUGGUGGUUCACUUCCCUCUGAAAUUUCUGUGUGAGGAAAACCUGCUGCCCCCACGGAAUACUAAAGAGGGCAUGGCUCCCCAAGAGCUGUGGACAUAA
Messenger RNA from Menidia menidia (Atlantic silverside), 2826 nucleotides. The record is from the annotation of a GenBank genome assembly. Lineage: Eukaryota; Metazoa; Chordata; Actinopteri; Atheriniformes; Atherinopsidae.